Molecule: messenger RNA, 726 nt
Organism: Thlaspi arvense
Lineage: Eukaryota; Viridiplantae; Streptophyta; Magnoliopsida; Brassicales; Brassicaceae
Source: the annotation of a GenBank genome assembly
AUGAUUAAGGCACCAAAUCUGCAGUCUCUGUUGGCUUCUCGAGACGAGAUAACUCACAAACCCGACGUCAACAACUUUAGAGCGAAAGAGCAAGAAUGUCUAUACCUCUUGAAGAGAUGCAAGAACAUAGAAGAGUUCAAGCAAGUUCACGCCAGGUUCAUCAAGCUCAGUUUCUUCUGCUCAUCUCCGUUCUCAGCGAGCAGCGUUCUCUCAACCUGCGCUCACUCGGGAUGGGAGAGCAGUAUGAAUUACGCAGCGUCGAUUUUCAGAGUCAUCGAUGAUCCUUGCACGUUUGAUUUCAACACAAUGAUACGAGGGUAUGUCAACGAAACGGGUUUCGAGGAAGCAUUGUGUGUUUACGUUGAGAUGAUAGAGAAAGGGAUUGAGCCGGAUAACUUCACGUACCCGUGUCUUCUCAAGGCCUGCACUCGUUUGAAGUCGAUUCGAGAAGGGAAGCAGGUUCACGGGCACGUGUUUAAGCUCGGGUUUGAAGCUGAUGUCUUUGUUCAGAACAGUUUGAUCAAUAUGUAUGGAAGAUGCGGAGAGAUGGCACUCUCUUCUGCGGUUUUUGAGAAACUGGAAUGUAAAACAGCUGCGUCGUGGAGCUCAAUGGUCUCAGCUCGUGCGGGCAGAGGAAUGUGGAGGGAUUGCUUGAUGCUGUUCCGUGAGAUGUGUAGAGAAACGAAUCUGAAAGCGGAAGAAAGCGGAAUGUACAAACUUCACUAG